CAGGCAGUCUGGGCGGUGUGGAGAGUGACGCGCAUCCGGUGAGUGGUGGGAGUACGCAGUCGUUCCUGGAGAAGAGAAGCCGGAGGCCGCACUUUGCCGGUCAGUGAGUGUGUUAGUAGGCAGGUCCAGCCGGACCGGACUUGGAGUCUGGAUCCCUCAAGGGACAAGAGAAGUCCGGGAGAGGGCACCGGAGCUGAGCGGCCCGAGCCUCCCUCCGGACUCGAGUAUAUAGCGCCUGUCCAGUACCCUAUCCUGCUGGAAGCCGCACAGCUCCCCCUCAGAGAGGCCAACUACUGCAGCCUGUACCCGCUCUCCCUACACCCGGCUCCCGCAGACAACAGCGCCCUCCUGGUGGCCACCAUAGAGCUCGGCAGGCCGCCAGCCCUGGACACCGACGAGCCCCUGGCACUGCCAGCCCCCAUCAUAGUCACCAGAGCCUCGGUGGGGUCAGCAGGCGCUGGGCACGAUGAGGAGGGCAAGAUGAGCCAAGACAAGAAGAAGAGGAGCACCAACCGGAUUAUGUUUGUCAAGAAGAUCCUGAUGAAAGAUGGGAGCACGCAACAAGGAUUCGGAAAACCAAGUGUAUAUCAUGCUGUGGUGGUCAUCUUUCUUGAAUUUUUUGCCUGGGGUCUCUUGACAACACCAAUGCUUGUUGUGCUGCAUGAAACAUUUCCUCAGCACACGUUUCUAAUGAAUGGUCUCAUUCAAGGAGUAAAGGGCUUCUUAUCAUUUAUGUGUGCUCCUCUCAUUGGUGCUUUAUCUGAUGUUUAUGGGAGAAAGUCUUUCCUACUUGUAACGGUUUUCUUUACGUGUGCCCCUAUCCCAUUAAUGAGGAUAAGCCCAUGGUGGUACUUUGCUAUGAUAUCAGUUUCUGGAGCUUUCUCUGUGACAUUUUCUGUUAUUUUUGCCUAUGUUGCGGAUAUAACACAGGAACAUGAGCGAAGUACAGCAUAUGGUCUGGUGUCCGCUACAUUUGCAGCAAGUCUGGUCACCAGCCCAGCAAUUGGAGCCUACAUAUCUACGUUCUAUGGUGAUAAUUUAGUAGUUCUCCUUGCCACUGUGGUGGCACUGCUAGAUAUCUGCUUCAUCUUGUUGGUCGUUCCAGAAUCGCUACGUGACAAAAUGAGACCUAGCUUCUGGGAAACGCCAAUUUCCUGGGAACAAGCUGACCCUUUUUCUUCACUGAAGAAGAUUGGGAAGGACACCACCGUGCUUCUCAUUUGUAUCACAGUAUUCUUCUCCUACCUUCCAGAAGCUGGGCAGUAUUCCAGCUUCUUCCUCUAUCUCAAGCAGAUUAUAGGAUUUAAUCAGAGUAGCAUUGCUGCUUUCAUAGCAGUGGUGGGAAUUUUGUCCAUUGUGGCUCAGACUGUAUUUCUCAGUAUACUGAUGAGAUCGAUAGGAAACAAAAAUACUGUUCUUCUUGGCCUAGGCUUUCAAAUGUUCCAGCUGGCUUGGUAUGGCUUUGGCUCACAGCCAUGGAUGAUGUGGGCAGCUGGCGCUGUAGCUGCAAUGUCUAGUAUCACAUUCCCUGCAGUAAGUGCUCUAAUUUCCCGCAAUGCUGAAGCAGAUCAGCAAGGUGUUGCACAAGGUAUGGUGACUGGCAUUCGAGGUUUAUGCAAUGGCCUGGGACCAGCACUGUAUGGCUUUGUUUUCUUUCUCUUCCACGUUGAGCUUGGAGGAUUAGUGCCAGUACCUAGCACUGAAGACAAGACCACCAGUAAGGAUCCCAUUGAGGAAGGAGCAAUCAUUCCAGGACCACCAUUUUUAUUUGGAGCAGUUGCUGUUCUCCUUGCUUUCAUGGUUGCCUUGUUCAUACCUGAACACAGCAGUCACUCCGCCAAAAAUAAUGCUGGUGGAAAGCACACUAUUAGCAACCCACAGACAAAUAACACAGACCGCAGCAGUGACGAGGAUAUAGAACCACUGUUACAAGACACCAGCGUGUGACUGUUUUCUGAGUUCUCCCUUGACGACACCUUGAGGAGGAAGCUAAGCGAAUGUACCAAACUCUGCUGAAAAUAAAGAACAGAAAAAUGAACAUUUCUACAUUGGACCUCCAUGCAGACACUAGGAAGUCUGUCACGGUUUCAUUUUGUUAUUUCUUGUCUAAAAUAUUGGUCAAUGUUACCUAUUCACUGCAUGGGAGGUUGCAUGUGUAGCAGAAAUCUCCAGCAGUAAGCAGCUAAAGGUUUGAGAUUGUGAUAUUUUUUUUUGUUUAUGCUACCUCAAACCUUGUCAUUGCAUUUUAUAUUGACGGUUGGGAAAAAAAUAGAUAUUGCGGUGACAAAGCAUUGACCUCUGAAAGGUACCAUAUGCAAUGAGAGCUGGUGUUGAUACACCUUACAGUGCCUGCUAGUACAUUUCCAUUCUUUUCUUUGUUGGAGAAAUGUGGGAGAAGACUUGGUUUUGCCUUUCUUGCUGCAUAUUCUGAGUAGCCUUGUCUCCUGGACUGCAGUUAUCAAUAAUCUGUUUACAGAGACACUAGUCUUAUGAUGAAUACGUUGCUGCAGGAAUUUCCAAACCACCAUUCUCUCUUUACCAGCAAACCAUCAGACAUAUCUCGAUAAUUCUUGGUAGGUCAGAACAAUCAAACUGCAGCUGUAUUUGCCCAGUAGCUAAACCUGUAUGUUAAAGCCUACUUCAGCUGAACUUGAUAUUGUAAGGCGGAGAAAGUAACUUCAUCAGCUUUGUAAAUAGUAUUUAUUACUUUUUGUUACAUUAUGUUUGUACACAUUUUUCCAUUUGAGUCCUUGGGGACUAUUCCAAAAUGGCUUGUUGGUGUGAUGGAAGUGUAGGUACAGCUGCUUUUACAGAAUGUUUGUCAUAGCGAAUAUAAAUAUAGGAUGUUUCACCACCAUACAUCAAGCACAUUUUCAACAAUUAUCUUUGGACUAAAAAGAUAGAUCAAGACAUUCUGUAAGAUCAGAUAGGUAGUCUAUUUAAUUUACACGGUUUAUUAUUCAAUGCACUGCCUUUGAAUAUCAAAUUUGUCAGAGUAAGAAGUCAAGCUUUAACUAUAUUUUCUUUAUUCUUUAGUACAGUGAUGGUGAACCUUGGCACCCCAGAUGUUUUGGAACUACAUUUCCCAUGAUGCUCACGCACUGUGCAAUGUAGAGCAGCAUCAUGGGAAAGGUAGUUCCAAAACCUGUGGGGUUCCAUGGUUCGCCAUCACUGCUUUAGUAUGUUGUCCCUUUCAUCUGUGUUUAGUAUGUUGCCAUGUUCUCGGUCUUAUCAAGUGUGUGUUUAUACAGAAAACGAUUAUAUAUAUCUAAAAAUGUCACAAAUCUAGCAGCAGUAUACUACAAAACCUGGUAAUGUAAUAUCUAAUGAAAUGAUGACAAAAAUGUGUUUGCUAUAAGGUGCUUUCUUGAAUUUUCUAGCUGCUGAUAUGUGAUUUCGCCGGUAUGGGCAGUUUUUAUACAUCUGUCCCCACUGUGCUGUCACAUACAUUACACACAAAAUAGAGCAGACAACUGGAUCAUUGACUUAUUUAUAUACAGUACAUGCAAUUGCCAAUUAGAAUAUUGUUUCAGCUAGGGUAUUAUGAAAAAAAAAUCUCCAGCAUCCGCCCAAAAUUGGCUAAAAUAAGAAAAUAAAUCUCUUUAAUAAAUAUCUUAAUAAAACACAUAUUAAAUAAACUCAAAUUAAAAACAUAAUAUUGGUGUUUGCAGAGGUACAUUUCACCAAGAAGCUGAAAGUUUCUUUCUGGUCUGGCAACCAGCCUUAUACAAGUUAUCAAUAUAUUGGUUUACUAGGAACAGAUAGGCCUUUUAUUGGUAUAUAAGAAUUGGUAAUCUAUUCAUUUACAGUAAAAAAAAAAAAAAAUGGGGGGUUUUGUCAUAUUUUCUACAAACUAGUUAAAUCCCUAAAAAAAUGUAAACGGUUAUAACAGUACCAAUAUUUCAUUGGGGUGGGAGGAAGUAGGAGAAAACUAUAUAUUUUUAUAUAUUUGCUUGAGAAGGCUGUUUCUUCAGGGGGAUUGACAUUUUUGUUAGAGAAUCCAGUGUAAAGAAUUUAUAGAGAAUCACUGUAAAGAGUUUGUAACCGAAACAUCCAAAUAUCAUUGUUUACAUAGAAUAACAGGCAGAAAAGGCUUGAUACAAGUCUUUUUUGCACUGCAAUCUAAAGGGGAUGAGAUGUCUGAGGGCGCACAGGGUUUUUUCCUAAAACAAAAAGUGCACAGGAUGAGCUAAGGCAGGCAAUAUAUUAUGCCAUUUUAUUUCCAUCAACACUGGUUAAAGGAAAGAAAAUUGCUUGAUUCCCCUAUUUAUAGUUGGUGUUGAUGUAGCGCUAUUGUGUUCUGCCAGCAGGGAGCAUGAGGAGUCCUCCCCACCUGCAGAAUACAAAGAUCACUGCUGGCUGCUAUAGCCACGGGCAGUGAUCUGGUGAAAAAUAAAUAAAACGGACAGGUUGGUUGUACUGAAGUUGUUCAGUGGAUCAACUUCAAUGCAACGAGCCUGUCCACAGAUGGAUCGAAAUGUAUCUAGUUCCUACCCAGUCUAUGCCCAGUUUUAGACUGGUGGUCCUGUCAUAAGGUUUCAAAAUAAAAUUCUCAGUAGUGCUCUGUUUUGGCCCAAAAGCCACUAAUAUCAGUUGUAUUUUUUUGGUUUCUGUGGUGUUUUUUUUCGUUUUUAGUGCAUAGUUUGAGUUGUAUCACCAUCAUUAAUUUUGUUGCACCAUAUUUUCAGUAUGGUAUUUCUUUAGCAAAAUUUGCUAAAUUUGCAAUUCUCCUUAUAAGAAAAAAGCUUGAACUGCAUCCCAGCUGAACUCCCGUUGUGUUAAAAUUAAUGAGAAGACACAUAAAGAAUGUAUUGUUUUCAGCCAGUUUGAGCAGAACUACAGUCUAGAAUAAGAGGAACUGUAAAGCACAAUUUCUGUCCAGUAUAAUACAGUCACGGCUAAAGCAUUGCUACCCUCCACAUUUUCCCAAUGAUUUCCUCACAACCAGAACGGGUUUGUAGUAAAAAAGUUGAAACAAAUAAAAGUAUAGGACACCUGCCAUGCUUUAUUGCAAAAGGCAGUGGUUCUCAACCUCCGUUCUCAAGUACCCCCCCCCCCCCCCCCAACAAGAAAAGCCAUGUUUUGGGAAUUUUGCUUAGAUAAAAUACUGUAGCUGUCCAAAAUAAGCCAUUGACUGAUUUAAAUCACCUGUGCUAGAUGGAGGGGAAACCUGUAAACAUGGCCUGUUGGGGAUAUUUGAGGACUGAGGUUGAGAACCACUGACAUAAGGCAGACACUUUGCUUUUGCUCUUUGAAUAUUGUUGUAAAUAAUAAAUAAAAUUGCAUGGACAGAA
Rana temporaria (common frog) is the source of this 5294-nucleotide messenger RNA. Its product is annotated as hippocampus abundant transcript 1 protein-like. The coding region runs from base 481 to 1947 and encodes 488 amino acids. Gene Ontology annotation, molecular function: transmembrane transporter activity. Lineage: Eukaryota; Metazoa; Chordata; Amphibia; Anura; Ranidae. The transcript has 12 exons. Gene Ontology annotation, cellular component: membrane. Gene Ontology annotation, biological process: transmembrane transport. The record is from RefSeq and is a predicted model, not a curated record.